Messenger RNA from Aspergillus aculeatus ATCC 16872, 1557 nucleotides. RefSeq lists its product as uncharacterized. The coding region runs from base 1 to 1557 and encodes 518 amino acids. Lineage: Eukaryota; Fungi; Ascomycota; Eurotiomycetes; Eurotiales; Aspergillaceae. The transcript has a single exon. The record is from RefSeq and is a predicted model, not a curated record.
AUGGCUUCCACCGAGCCUGUCACUGAGCCAGCCACUGAGCCUUCUAUGAAGCUUCCUACUGAGGUUCCAGCUGAGACUCACACUGCGAAUCCCGCUGUAUCUCUCACUGAGCCUGCCGAAGGCCUCGUCUCCGAGAACCCUACCGAGCCUUUGUCUGAGACUCCCACUGAGCCUACUACUGAGUCUUCCGUCACACCUGUCAGCAUGCCCGCCUCUGAGACGGCUACUAAGGAGACAACCGAGUCUUCCACCCACACUGCCAAUAAUCCCAUCUCUGAGACCUCGACCAAGCCUGCCACUGAGACAUCUCUAGAGCUUCCCACUGAAGUCGCUACUGAGUCUUGCGAUGAACUUGUCAACAUAACCACCACCGGGACAGCUUCUGAUCCUACAGCCGAGACUCUCACCCAGCCUACCAGUGUCACCAUCCCUGAGACUUUCAUCGAAUCUUCAACCGAGCCAUCAUCUGAGCCUAGUGGUCAAGAUUCAACUAAAACUGGCGAUAACGCUCCCAGCGAGACCCCCAAGCAGCCUGGCAGCGAGAAUAUCAUGACAUACCAACUUGAGGACACUCCCGAACAUCUGGCAAGAAUGGAAGAGCUACGUGCGAGUGGUAUGCUCACUAAGCGCUCCACCAUGCCUUGCUCCGCAUGUUCUUUCAGUCCUGAACGACAGAGGUGCUGCAACUACGAGAGCCACGUCAAGAUCUUCUAUGAAGCCGGCGAUCGCGGCGUUUGGGCCCUGGGCUCCGACCUUAUCCUAAAGGACCGUGGGCCUAGUUAUCCAACCGAUGAAAACGCAAACCUCCGCUUCGUGAAGAAGAACACCACCAUUCCUGUCCCUACUGUGAUCUCGCAUCACGAGGAAAGUGACGGUCACGCUCUCACUAUCAUGACUCGCAUUCCUGGCGAAAACCUCAAGGAGGCUUGGUUUAAGCUGACUGAUGAUGAGAAAGACAACAUUGCGAAGCAGACUGCCGAGUAUUUGCUCCAGCUCCGCUCUCUCCAGUCUGAUCGUCUCGAAUCUCUCGACGGUCGUCCUGUGUUCAGUAAAUAUCGCGGCAGGGAAGAUAACUGUGAGUCUGCUCAGGAUCCUACAUCUGAUGAUUAUGUGUGGAAUCGCCUGGCAGCCUCCCUGGAUCCAGCCGUCCCCGAAGCGGUGCGCUGCCGGCUUCGGCGCUCCAUGCCACCCACUAAGCCCUUUACCUACACUCACAAUGACCUCACACACGUCAACAUCAUGGUCCAGAAUGGCAAGCUCAGUGGUAUCAUCGACUGGGAGGCCGCUGGAUACUAUCCUGUUUGGUGGGAGUAUACCCGUGCAAUCGUGACCUGUGAAGGGUUGGAAGAUAUGGAAUGGAAAAGCCUGUUGCGCCAGUACAUGCCCAAAACCCAGGAAGCCAAGUCCUGGUACUUGGACUGGUUUUGGCUACGCCACGGUGUGGACAAUGAAAGAGCGAGGGAACUUAUACAGGAGGCUGAAGAGGACGAAUUCGAGGAGGAUGUGACCGAGAAGAAUGAGCCUGAAGUGGGUGAAUCUGACGAGGAUGAGUCGUGA